CUUUAAAAGUCAAAAUAAAAAAAAAAUUGAAAAGAUGCUAAAAUUUUUGAUAUAUGCAGCCAAGAAAGACUAGAAAUUAGUGUACAAGAAGUUGAUUGUGCUUGUUAAUAAUAAUAAUCUUGUGUAAAAGAAAGUUUAAUACACUUAAGAACCAUGCUGAAAAUAUAUAGCGGCAACCGCUCUAUUAUUUGGAAAGACGCUUUAGAAAAUAUGCUAAAAGCACUCCAGAAGAGCUUCGAAUUCAAAAGUAUAUUUGGACAAACUGCCGAAGAGGUCGUGAAUAACGUAGAUUUGUCAAAUAAAACAUGCCUCAUUACGGGGGCCAGCAGCGGCAUCGGUCUAGAGAUUGCUCGAUGUCUUAAUAGUCGCGACUGUAACUUACUAAUGGCUUCUCGAAAUGUUUACAAAGCGAAUCUUCUUGCCAACAAAACCUGUCUAAACAACCAGAGAAUUCGGCACUACCAAAUAAAUCUUGCUUCCUUGGCUUCUGUGAGACAAUGUGCCCAAGAAAUCAUUGAAAAUGAAAGUCAAAUAGAUAUAGUGAUUCUUAAUGCCGCCACCUUUGGUAUACCAUGGACUGUUACUAAAGAUGGCCUGGAAACAACCUUCCAAGUUAAUUUCCUAAGUCAAUACUAUUUGUUGCUGUGCCUGGGUAAGAUGCUGGCUCCUGACGCCAGGGUGGUAUUUACCUCCUCCGAAUCUCAUAGAAACAUAAAAUGGCCAGAAAAAAAUAGAUUCAAUCCGGUGUUCGAGAACCUUUCACUCCUCAAACACGAAUACACGUCCAUCAAGUCGUAUAAUAUAUCGAAGCUGUGUUGUUUAUUACUCAUGCACUAUUUGAGCUACCAGUGGUCUAAUAGUGAGAGGAGCUUCUUGUGUGCACACCCGGGUUCUUUCAUCAAAACUGGUCUCUGUCGCAACUGGUGGCCUUACGAGGCACUGUACACAAUUAUGUUACCAUUCUCAAAGUCUAUUAUGCAAGGUGCUAGUACCAUACUUUAUUGCGCAACUUCGCCAAAUUUAAAAGGUGCUACAGGUAUGUACUUCAGCAACUGUAACCACUGUAAUGAAAGUGACCUCGCCAAGGAUAUAUACUUCUCAUUUAGGAUUCACGACUUGAUUCUCGACAUACUGCGAGACCGUGUACAAGAUUUAGAUAAAUUGACUAAGGAACUGCGAGUGAAUAAAUAAAAGUUGUUAAGAAAAUAACAUUUAAUUAAAGAUUCUUUUAUUAAUAUAA
This is a messenger RNA of Danaus plexippus (monarch butterfly), 1240 nucleotides long. RefSeq names its product WW domain-containing oxidoreductase-like. NCBI's taxonomy places the organism in Eukaryota, Metazoa, Arthropoda, Insecta, Lepidoptera, Nymphalidae. The transcript is spliced from 6 exons. Bases 154 to 1191 code for a protein of 345 amino acids. The record is from RefSeq and is a predicted model, not a curated record.